AUGGAGGCACUACUAGCUCUUACUAUUGUUGGACCUGCUCCCAAAUGCGAGGCCCCUUAUAUUGUGGCGAGAGUAGAGGUUGGCUCUCUAUUUAAGGGGUCGAGUGUACCUAGCUUACAGGUCGUCUCCCAUCGUCUGUCAGAUGUUGCGGAUUCUACCCUUUGGGAGGAUGUUGGUGGUGAUACUAUUGGUGGACACUUAAGCCGAAAACGCAACAUCAAUCCUUUUACCGCUACGUCACCUAUUGCUAUUUAUAUUUCUGAUGGUGACAAGUUUUCAGCAUCAAAUCUGGUUUAUUCACACCGUCAAUGGAAAAAAAACGCUGCAGGAGCUUGCGACACCUCACCCUCGGCUUCGGAUAAUGAACGGUCGAAGGUGGCACCUGUGUUGUCCUAUGGUAGCGGCUCUAACCUAUCUGAAUCAGGUGUCGUGGCUCAAUCUACUGACGCCAUGGACGCUACCAUUAGGGCUUUCGCUAAGACACACAUCGCAUCUUAUCUUAGACUGGGUGAGCUUGGCCUUACUGAUCUUCGCCAAUUGUAUUCUCAGGAGGAGGACACUGUUCUAGACGACGACAUGGAGAGCGACGUGUGA
Lactuca saligna is the source of this 594-nucleotide messenger RNA. The record is from the annotation of a GenBank genome assembly. NCBI's taxonomy places the organism in Eukaryota, Viridiplantae, Streptophyta, Magnoliopsida, Asterales, Asteraceae.